Molecule: messenger RNA, 1904 nt
Organism: Mercurialis annua (annual mercury)
Lineage: Eukaryota; Viridiplantae; Streptophyta; Magnoliopsida; Malpighiales; Euphorbiaceae
Exons: 8
Coding region: 132-1685 (517 amino acids)
Molecular function (GO): zinc ion binding
Source: RefSeq, a predicted model, not a curated record
AUCAUGUCAUUCAAAAAUUCUAUAAAUGUUCCUGUUAAAAUCUUGUAAAAAAUUAUCUCAUCUGGUCAUUAAUAAAAUCAGUUAGAAAUAAAAAAAAAAAGGGUUUCUUCAAGAAUUCAGUUUCGAAAAAUAUGGGGAAUGAAGAAGAAACCAUAACUAACAGUAAGUCCAAGGAAAUCCCAGUUGCAGAACCUCCAAUUCUAAGGGUUGGAGAUUCAACAGAAAUAGUUGAGGAAAACGCAGACGAUGAAGAGGAAAGGCGGCGGCUUGAUCUCAUUUUAGAGAUACCAUCAAGUACUCUAGAGGACUCUAGAGAAGAUUUUGUAGCAAUUCAAAUACCUGUAACACCAAGUCAAACCCCAAGAAGGGUAAAUUUUUCACCCAUUCUCAGCCCAAGUUUUCUCAAAAUCAGUGAUUCGCCGGACUCCUCCGUGUCAAAAAGUAAAUCAACCAUGAAAAGUCUCCUUCCGAAGUUGAGUUUCAAAUAUCGAAACAGUAAUUCGGAUAUUGAGAAGGCUGCAAUAUUAGCUCUAGGAGGUUCAUCUGCAGCAGUUGAGAAGAAGCCUGUCCUUUCCAGGACACUGUCUCUCACCAAACUUUUUACACUGAGGUCGAAGAGAACAUCAUCUUUACCUGUUACUCCUAUUGCUCACUCAAAUCCAGAGUCCAUGCACGGAGGGUAUGCAACCAAUCCAUCAAGUUCAGUUAGAGGCGAUGCCCAAAAACCUAUGCAUCGUUCCCAUUCUGUCCCUGUGAUGGAGAAAGAGGAUAGUGUAAGGCAGAUGGAAUCUUCAGGCGGCAUAUUUCGUAUCAUUCCGUCUACUCCACGACAAGCUGAGAUAGCUGUCACAACAAUGUCAAAUGCUUCUCCUAUGAAUGAUGCUGAUAAAAAUGGUGAUAGUGGUGAAGAUAUUCCAGAAGAAGAAGCUGUUUGCAGAAUCUGCUUGAUAGAACUAGGGGAAGGUCCCGACACACUGAAGAUGGAAUGUAGCUGCAAAGGUGAACUGGCCCUUGCUCACCAGGAAUGUGCCGUAAAAUGGUUUAGCAUCAAAGGUAACAAAACUUGUGAUGUGUGCAAACAAGAGGUUAAGAACUUACCAGUUACGCUUUUACGAAUUCAAAAUCUCCGAGGAAGUAGAGCUCGGCCUGCGGAAGUUGCUCAAUACAGGGUUUGGCAGGAUGUUCCAAUUCUUGUCAUCGUCAGCAUGCUUGCUUACUUUUGUUUUCUUGAGCAGCUUCUGGUCGGGAAACUCGGCUCUGGAGCAAUUGCCAUUUCUCUUCCUUUUUCCUGUAUAAUGGGACUUCUUGCAUCCAUGACAUCAACAACAAUGGUGAAGAGGAAGUAUGUUUGGAUUUAUGCAACUGUGCAAUUCGCAUUGGUCGUCCUAUCUGCUCAUCUUUUCUACUCUUUGCUUCAUAUCCAGGCUGUUUUAGCAGUUCUGCUGGCCACAUUCACUGGAUUUGGGGUUACAAUGAGUGGAAGUUCUUUUCUUGGUGAGAUUAUUCGAUGGAGGAGAAGAUCGAUGGUUCAAGCAAAUGAUCAGCGGAACUCUCAAGCUGCUACACAACCAGAUCAAACAGCUGCAUUUGCUACUCAAACUCAAACUCAAGCAAAUCCUCAACCAGAACAAGUCGAAAUGGACGGACCGGAACCUACACAAGUCCGCCAAUUUAGUGCAACUUGAUGCAUUUGUUUCAAAAAAAAAAGAUUGCAGUUUCUGUGUGUAGUAUAGGUGCAACAAAAUAGAUAUGCAAUAUUUGGUUUUUUAUUUGGCCAUCUCUCAAGGAAGAAAAAAGAGAUUAGUUAGAAUAUUAUGAGUGCAUUUAAUAUGAUAGCAAAAUCUUCGGCUUUUUUUAAAAAUACCUCAUUUUUUGAAAUUUUUAUAAAAGUACCCUUUGUUAUA